Trametes versicolor FP-101664 SS1 is the source of this 1104-nucleotide messenger RNA. Its product is annotated as alpha/beta-hydrolase. Bases 1 to 1104 code for a protein of 367 amino acids. The transcript is spliced from 4 exons. The record is from RefSeq and is a predicted model, not a curated record. NCBI's taxonomy places the organism in Eukaryota, Fungi, Basidiomycota, Agaricomycetes, Polyporales, Polyporaceae.
AUGCCUACCGCACCAGUGGACGACAAUGGCACGGUCCUCUACUUCGAAGAUAGCGGCGCUCCUCCCGGGUCCACCGACUAUGUCACUCUUGUGCUCGUCCAUGGCACAUGUUUCCAUAGUGCGGUAUACAGGCCUAUGAUCCCGUUUUUCGCCGAACACGAUCUACGCCUCGUGCUGCUCAACCUCCGUGACUACCCUGGCUCCACAUUGCUCUCCCCCGAGGACGUGAACGACCUACGCGGUCCUAGCGAAGAGGCGCAAGCGAGGGCGAUCAAAAACCGCGGCCUCGAGAUCGCUGCGUUCUUGCGUUGGUUCAUAGAGUUUCAGUGCAUCCCGCCCAUCGAAGGAGCUGCGGGGACUGGGGGUGUUUCGCUCCUGGCAUGGUCGGGCGGAACCUGUCCGACGGCCGCCAUGUUCGCACACGCAGAUAAACUACCUGUGGAGACUCGCAAACUGCUGGACACUCAUCUGCGGAGUUACAUCAUGUACGACCCCAGCGGGACCAUCAUCGGACAACCACGCCCCCCAGGGCUGACCGUCCUCCACCCACGUCGCCACGCCUCGCUAGACGAGCAAGUCGCCGACAUGGCGCUCGCAGUCGGCUCCUACUACCCCCCAUUCACCUUCCCCGCACACAUCGACCCGCCCCCAGUCUACGACCCUCCGCGCCGCGCCCUCCACCUGGGCCCCGACCCCGUCGACCCUAAGCACACCCCGACGACCUCGCGGAUGUCCCCCGAGGUCCUGCGCAGCCUCACGAACCCUGCGGUCAUGGCAGAGAACCAGCACCUCAUCUGGACGCUCAGCUACAACGUGUACAGGGAGAACCUGCGGCGUUGCUUGUACGACUGCCGCGUCCUCGACGACAACGAUGGGAGCGGAGUGCCGAAGAAGGUGUGGCCGAAUGUGCGCGUGCAGUAUAUUUGGUGCGACAUGACGGCGGGGGACUGCGCGUGGACGGCUGCGGUCAUACACUCGCAGUGGAACGCGGCGGAUCCUGAACACCGGAGGCAGGUGGAGUUUCAUAAGCUGGAGGGCGCGAACCAUUUCUAUCAUUGGGAGGAGCCGGAGAAGUUUGUGGAGCUUUUGGCUGGUUUAGUUUGA